UUCCGCUCAGUCGCUGAGAGUAUUCCACUGCGAAUGGAUGUUCUGGCUAGAGUCUAGAAAUAUUGUCGCCGUACGUUCGCCGCUGUUUUUGCUGUGAUAUCAUACGAUUUUUGAUAAUUACACACAAGAGUAAGUGAGUCAGUGUACGGUAUAAAACCGAGGCAUUUGUUUGCGUUGAGUUGACUGACUCCCAGAGUUCUGAGUGAGUGCCGUGAAAGAGCGGUGAGAAGCCUUAUUGCCGAUAGUUCACAUGCGCGAAACGGUUUUUGCUCGGGAUAGCUUCAGUACGGAAUUGAGAGUGCGAAACCGAUUCGAGGGGGAGAACGCGUUUGCGGAGCAAAGCAUUAUUCUCCAAACGACCGUGAAUCGAUUAGGAUAGAAAAUUUGUUCGAUCCUGGACACCUUUCUUUCGAGGGACAGUAGAGAGUGUCGUAGUGAUUUGUGUUUUUAGGGCCGAAAGUGAAAAUUUGCUAGUGGACAACUGAAGUGUGACACAAUGCCCUCGGAACCAAAGGUUUUCAACCCGCACCCCGAUGUCGCCGACAAGGCGUACAUCAAUAGCAUGGAACAGUACCAGGAAUUUUAUCGGCAGUCCAUCGAAAAUCCGGGGCAGUUCUGGAGCAAUGUAGCGAAGCAGUUCCACUGGGAGACUCCUUAUGAUCCGAAGAACUUCUUCUCGUACAACUUCGAUAUCUCUAAGGGUCCGAUCUUCGUGAAGUGGAUGGAAGGCGCCUCGACCAAUAUCUGCUACAACUUGCUGGACCGAAAUGUUAAAAAUGGCCUGGGUGAUACUGUGGCCUAUUACUGGGAAGGAAAUCACCCGGAUGACUACAGCCGCCUCACGUACCGCAAGCUGCUCGAAGAGGUGUGCCGUUUUGCCAACGUCCUGAAGGCUCAUGGCGUCCAGAAGGGCGAUCGCGUGUCGAUCUACAUGCCCAUGACGAUGGAGCUGCCGGUUGCGAUGUUGGCCUGUGCUCGGAUCGGUGCCGUGCACUCGAUUGUGUUUGCAGGUUUCUCAUCGGAUUCGUUAGCUGAGCGGAUGCACGAUUGCCAAGCGAAGGUGCUAAUCACCGCCGAUGGAGCCUGGCGUGGGGAGAAAAUCCUUCAUCUGAAGGAUUUGUGCGAUCAGGCGCUGAUCAAGGCCGAUGAAAUGGGACACCAUGUUGAGACCUGUAUCGUUGUGGCGCACAUUAAUCGAGUAACUCCCGGUAAACCUGACUGGGAUGGAGUGUUCGAUACUCCAUGGACGGACGAUCGCGAUUAUUGGUGGCAUCAAGAAAUGGAAGAUGCUGAACCGGCCUGCUAUCCCGAGUGGAUGGCAGCGGAGGAUCCGCUGUUCAUGUUGUACACCAGUGGAUCAACGGGCAAACCGAAGGGCGUUCUGCACACUACAGCCGGAUAUCUGAUGUACGCGGCGACGACCUUCAAAAUUGUGUUCGACUACAAGCCCCAUGACGUGUACUGGUGCACUGCUGAUAUUGGUUGGAUCACCGGCCAUACCUACGUGCUGUAUGGACCGCUGGCAAACGGUGCCACGUCGGUGAUGUUCGAGGGUACUCCGUUCUUUCCGGAUAACGAUCGCUACUGGGAAGUGGUGGACAAGUACAAGGUUACGCAGUUCUACACGGCACCGACGGCGAUACGAUCGCUGAUGAAGUACGGCGACGAGCCUGUGAUGAAACAUGAUCUUUCUUCGUUGAGGGUUCUCGGAAGUGUCGGUGAACCGAUCAACCCCGAAGCGUGGAUGUGGUACUACAAAGUAGUAGGCAAGGAGAAGUGUGCUAUUGUGGAUACGUUCUGGCAGACGGAAACUGGGGGACAUGUGAUAACUCCGCUACCAGGAGCUACUCCAAUGAAGCCAGGAUCAGCUUCUUUCCCAUUCUUCGGAGUAAAACCAACCCUGCUGGACGAAAGUGGCAACGAAAUCAAGGGCGAAGGAGAAGGUUAUCUGGUUUUCUCGCAGCCAUGGCCCGGAAUGAUGCGAACACUGUUCAACAACCACCCACGAUAUGAGUCCACGUAUUUCUCCAAGUUCAAUGGCUUUUACUGCACUGGAGAUGGUGCUCGACGAGAUGCCGACGGAUACUACUGGAUCACAGGCCGCGUGGACGACAUGCUCAACGUUUCCGGCCAUCUGAUGUCUACCGCUGAAGUGGAAUCCGUACUAACCGAGCAUUCUCGCGUAUCGGAAGCUGCUGUUGUGUCACGACCUCACCCCGUUAAAGGCGAGUGCCUGUACUGUUUCAUCACCCCCAACCAGAACGAAGCCUUCGACAAGACGCUUAUCAACGAAUUGAAGAUAUUGGUUAGGGAACGCAUUGGCCCAUUUGCCCAGCCGGACGUAAUCCAGCAUGCUCCAGGACUCCCAAAGACGCGAUCCGGCAAGAUCAUGCGACGUGUACUGCGAAAAGUUGCGAUCAACGAUCGGGAGGUCGGAGACACUUCAACCCUUGCCGACGAAGCGAUCAUUGAGCAGCUCUUCGCCAACCGACCGGUAGCUUAAGACGGUUCCUUAAACUGGUGAUCUCAAACCUGGAGAGUUUAGCUUAGAGAAAAUGGGAAUCGGUAUCAUGCGGUAAUGAUACCACAAAAUCUGACACAUCUUUCGGACAUACUAACCAAUCUAUUCGGGCGGGCUUAGCAAUUGACUGUGAGAUCUUGCUCUAGAAUGGUGCUAACGACAGAAAAGUGCAUGUAAACCAAAAAAGAAACGACUAGAAGCACACAAAAUUUACAUAUUAUACACCACUGAUAUGGUCUAACACUGUUGAUAUGAUUAUACACUCUUUAGAUGAAGCAUAAAUGAUAUGGAAUUUUAAAUGCUAGGCGGGAGCGAAAAUGUGUUAUAAGAGGACAUCACAUUCCGAUUACAGAUAGCAAAGAGAAACAGUGAAUCUUUUACGAGAAACUCGUCGAUGUAGAUCUAUAUGUGCUUGGCAUACGCAUUCAUGUAUAUUUUAACUUUCUAGUUUUAAGUAUUAGACAAAGUUGUGAAAGUGUUUCGCUUGAAGCGAAACGUGUUCCAUUCGAAGAGACAAACAGAAAUUGAAUUGCAUUCUAGGAACGACUUUACAAAAAUUUAAAACCUUUAGCUUUUAAGUCACUCGACUUGUGCACAGAUAUUUUGUUAUUACUUACUAUACUUUUAUAAUUUUAGUAGUAUCAAAAUAAACACAUUCUGUUUUACAAAUAAAACAACACAAAACACUCGUAGUUCAAUCAUUUUAGUUUCUUCUCUUAGAUUGUAUUCCCAGUCCUCACCAUUGACACCGGAGCUUCACCAGACCCUCACUCAUACAUUUAUCUUUUGUCAUCAUACCGAAUCGGUUUCCUCCAAAUCUAGGCACAAACUCACUAGCCGCCUAGUGCCCCUAUCACAAAAAAUACCUUGGUAGGUCCCAGCGGAAACCACGCGAAGAGUAUAGCUUUAAAGCAAAUUUUAACCAAAAGUCGCAUCCACGGUCUGAGCGACUGCCCGUUCCUAAGAAAUGUUACUCACGAUACAUAUCAUAUUUUAAGCGACAGCAGUUCUAGGGAAUGUGCCUGCGAUUGUUUGUUCCAAGCUGCUUGAUUUUAACUGUGUUACCAAUCUACCCAAAUCGAACAUAUCAUUAUGCUUUAAGGAUAGGAAUAGUAGAGAAAUGUGAAUCGUUUAAAGGAACAAGAGAUUUAUUCGCAGUUGUUAUUGUUCGGUGAUAUUUAAACACGUAUGUAAAAUGGGUGAAAUUCAGCAUAUAAUGACAAGUAAGCCGUAAAAGGUUUAGCAGUAAUAUGUUACGGAAUAUGGCUAAAUAAAAAUCAGCAAAAGCGA
Molecule: messenger RNA, 3811 nt
Organism: Aedes aegypti (yellow fever mosquito)
Lineage: Eukaryota; Metazoa; Arthropoda; Insecta; Diptera; Culicidae
Gene: AcCoAS
Product: acetyl-coenzyme A synthetase
Molecular function (GO): acetyl-CoA synthetase activity; AMP binding
Source: RefSeq, a predicted model, not a curated record